GUUCAUUGUGGAAUCUCCCUGGGAGUUUCGGGACCCAGGAGGGGCUAGGGAAUUGGUCCAGACCCUGCCAUUACCCAGGUAGAUCCACCCCUUCAGGCGUUUAUCCUGGGAGGUCUGUGAUGAAGGCUCUGCUCCUCUGUCCAUGUUCACAGAAAUAUUUUCAGGCAUGAUGAAAUGGAUUUAACAGCAAACAUUUCCUGUAAAUGCCUCACAACGUCAUCACUAGGUGUUCAUUUUGGUGAAAGAAUGUCAGGUUACACUGUUAGACCCUGAAUUACACUGGCCUGCGUUAAAAAUCUUGCCUUUGGUUUGUAGGACACACGAUUGGGUGGAUUGGUGGAGCUCCCUUAGCCUCAGGUCAUUGACUGGCAUGGAGGUAAUGAGAGAUUUACUCAGAGCCUGUGGGAGAAUCAAGGAAAAUGCCAAAGCCCGUGGAAUGUUGAAUACUUUUCUAAAACUCACGACAGUUAUUGGUGAAGUGGAAACUGUUAUUGUAUUGAUCCAGAAACGAGGCUCAGAGAGAUGAAGUGAGUGAUGUCUCCACAGUAACACAGCUGGCAAGUCUCGGGUUUCAAGAGUUUGGAUGCAAACCACGGGAGACUGACAAAAGAACUGGGGACUUGUAAUCGCUUUAACCAGGAUGUGAAGCCCUCAGCAUGGGUCAGGCAGUUAGCAGGACCAGGGAGGCGCAGGUGUCUGUGACCUUUGAUGAUGUGGCCGUGACCUUCACCCAGGAGGAGUGGGGCCAUCUGGACCCGGCUCAGAGGACCCUGUACCGGGAGGUGAUGCUGGAGACGUGCGGGCUCCUGAUGUCUCUGGGGUGUCCUGUCCCCAGACCUGAGCUGAUCUACCAGCUGGAGCACGGGCAGGAGCUGUGGACGGUGAAGAGAGACCUCUCCGGAAGCACCUGUCCAGGAUACAGAUCAGAAGAAGGGCUGGAGGUAUUCCAAUCACGAAGCUUCCGUGUCUUCAGCGACUCUCUACCUCCAGGAAUUGAUGUUUGGCAGUAUGUGCACAGAGCGUUGGCAGCCCAUGAACCUCACCAGGGCCCGGUUGACAAAGGAAAACCCAAGACCGCAGAACCUACCAGUUGUGAACCAACGCUGUUUGAGGGAGCCUCUCUCCAGGAACUGACACAAGGAGGCCCAGGGGACUCCCAGUUGGGACAAACGAAGGAUCGGGAUGGGCCGCUGGAAAUGCAGGAAGACCACUUUGUACCAGGGAUCAACCCUCAGAGGGAGAAGCUUCAUGAAAAAAUAAGUCCUGAACAGGGCAGCUUAGGGACAGCUGGUGGUGUGUGUUCAAGGGUCGAAGAGGAGCCAGGCCCUGUCGGGGGUGCUGUCCAUGACCGUGACUCCUGUGGAUCAAGUAGAGAUCCCAUGAUUCAGGAGGAGGAAAGUCUCUUCAAGUGCAAUGAAUGUGGGAAAGUUUUUAACAAGAAACACCUUCUUGCAGGACAUGAAAAGAUUCACUCUGGAGUGAAGCCCUAUGAAUGUACUGAGUGUGGGAAAACCUUCAUUAAGAGCACACACCUCCUGCAGCACCACAUGAUCCACACCGGGGAGAGGCCCUACGAGUGCAUGGAGUGCGGCAAGGCCUUCAACCGCAAGUCCUACCUGACCCAGCACCAGCGGAUUCACAGUGGGGAGAAGCCCUACAAGUGCAGUGAGUGUGGAAAGGCCUUCACUCACCGCUCCAAUUUUGUCUUACAUAAGAGGAGACACACUGGGGAAAAAUCCUUCGUGUGCAAAGAAUGUGGACAGGUCUUCCGACACAGGCCAGGAUUCCUUCGACAUCACAUCAUCCACAGUGGUGAGAAUCCAUAUGAGUGCUUCGAGUGUGGCAAGGUCUUUAAACACAAGUCCUACCUCAUGUGGCACCAGCAGACCCACACGGGGGAGAAGCCCUACGAGUGCAGCGAAUGUGGGAAAGCCUUCUGUGAGAGCGCAGCCCUCAUUCACCACUAUGUCAUCCACACCGGGGAGAAGCCCUUCGAGUGCCUCGAGUGUGGCAAGGCCUUCAACCACAGGUCAUACCUCAAGAGGCACCAGCGGAUCCACACUGGGGAGAAGCCUUUUGUGUGCGCUGAGUGUGGAAGGGCCUUCACCCACUGCUCCACUUUCAUCUUGCAUAAAAGAGCCCACACUGGCGAGAAACCUUUUGAGUGCAAAGAAUGUGGGAAAGCCUUUAGCACUAGGAAAGACCUCAUUCGGCACUUUAGCAUCCACACUGGAGAGAAGCCGUAUGAGUGCACGGAGUGUGGGAAGGCCUUCAACCGCAGAUCUGGCCUCACCAGACACCAGCGGAUUCACAGUGGAGAGAAGCCCUAUGAAUGCAUGGAGUGCGGGAAGUCCUUCUGCUGGAGCACAAACCUCAUUCGACAUGCCAUCAUCCACACUGGAGAGAAGCCCUAUAAGUGCAGUGAGUGUGGAAAGGCCUUCAGUCGCAGUUCCUCCCUCACUCAGCAUCAAAGGAUCCAUACUGGGAGAAAGUCUGUCAGUGUGACAAAUGUGGGAAGACCCUUCACAAGUGGGCAAACCUCUGUCACCCUCCGAGAACUCCUAUUGGGGAAAGACUUUUUGAAUGUAAACACAGAGGAAAAUCUUUUGCAAGAGAAAGUAUCUACCGUGACAUCUGAUCGUACAUACCAAAGAGAAACUCCUCAAGUAUCUUCGCUUUGAGAAAACCUGUCAGAUCAUCCAUCAUUGUGUAAAAGACCUAUUUUAGAAAUUGACCCAGCGUGGAGCCUUAUUUUGCAUCUGAGAAUUCAUCCGUAAGGGAGAGACUAGUGUUUAUUGUGCACUAAGGAAAACUAGCUAUGUUUUUCUCCUUAGUUUACACUGUAGUGUUACCUCAGGAAUUUUUGUAAAAAGAAGAUGGAAACUUAGAUAAGCAAAUGAAAUGCAAACACAGUUCCUUUGAGACUUCUCUGUCAAGCUUAUGGCACUUUGAGAUGGGUUCCUUAGUUUACUUGGGGUGAGCGGAACAUUAUUUCCCUGGCAAAGGGCCUUGACUCUUCGUGGGUCUUUGUAUACACACUCACUGUUAUCCAGUGUCGGGAGAGUUAGAUAGUUGAGGGCAGGUAUUUAAGUAGAUAAAGAUACAUGGUGUACAGGCACAUUUUAUUGCAUCAGUUAAGACCUUUGGUCUUUAGUUUUUUUUAAAAACAAACUCUUCUUUUGGUGGUUUUAAACAGCAAACAUUCAGACUUUUUUAUUGAUUCAGUCUGUUUACUUAAUUUUAGCUCUGCCAUAAAUCUUAAAAUUGGAUAAAUGAAUCGUCUCUAUUAUUAUUUAAAUUGACUUAGCUUUCCUAGUUCCUUGGACUUCCCAUAUAAAUCUUAGCAUGCAAAAAAAUCUUGCUUCAGCAUUUAUAGAGAUUGAUUCAAACCUAUAGAGCAGUUUGUUCAGAAGUGACACUAUGAACACACUGCAUGAUAUGACAUGUCAUUAAGCAUUCUUGGUAUUUCAUUACCAUUUGUAAUCUUCAAUAAUUCAGGCCCUGUAAACUCUUAAAAGUGAUUUAUAAAUGCAUUGAUUUUUUUUUCCUUGUGUGUUGUAGGAUAUUAGUUCCCCAACCAGGGAUCAAAUCCAGGCCAGCUGAGAGUCCUAACCACUGGGUCGGUGGACUGCCAGGGUAUUCUCUGUUGACACUGAUUCUUAAACUUUCAUUUCGUCAUUUCCUUUAGUAGUAUGUAGAAAGAUAAUUGUUCUGGGGGUGGUAUUUUGGUGUCUUGUAGCCUUGGCUGAACUCAGUUAUUACUUCUAGUCGUUUCUUUAGAUAGAGUCCUUGGUAUUUUGUGCCUAGAAAUGUCAACUGCAAAUACUUUUCUUUCUUCCUAUCUGUGUUCUUUUUAUUUCCUUUUCUUAAUGCACUUGCUAGGACUUCCAGUAUGAUAUUGAGUAGGAGUAGGAAGAGAGGACAUCCUUGGCUGGUUUCUGACAUUAGGGGGAACACGUUCAGUUUUCUCAUCAAGUACAGUGUUACAAGCUUGUUUUUUUCCAUAGACUUUUCCUGUCACGUCUAGAAAGUUUCCCUCAGUUCUUAAUCUGGUGAGAUUUUUGUUAGGCUUGAGUGUUGGGUUUUGUUGGAUGCUUUUCCUCCCAUCACUUGAUGUGAUCAUCUGAUUUUUCUUUGAUAGCCAAUUGAUAUGAUGUAUUACAUUGAGUUUUGCAUAUUGAACCAGCCUUGCAUCCUUGGAAUAAACCCCACUUGGUUAUGGAGUGUACGUUUUGAAAUAUAAAAGCGUUCAAUUUGAUUGUAUUUUUUUGAAGAAGUUUUCCUCUAAUCUCUCGAUUGAUGGUGCAUAGUUGCCAUUCUUUGUUUUUAGCUACUGUCAUUGUCUGAUUUUGGUGUCAAGGUGAUAAUGGCCUCUCAAGUUCUGUUUUUUAGGAAGACAGUGUGUAAUUGUCUUUAAUUGUUGUUGUAAUGUUUUAUAAUAGUCCAGUGAACCAUUUGGGCCUGGAGAUUUUCUGGAUACUAGUUGAUAAAUAUGGAACUAUUCAGAGUGUCUUUUCAUAUUGGAUAAAUUGGAUAGCUGGUCCUCUUCAAAGAAGUGUUUCAUUUCAUCUCAAUUUUAGACUAGUUGGAAGUAUUCCCUCAUUACUUUUUUAAACAGCAGCAAGGUAUGGACUUCUGUCCCAUUUUAUUCCUGAUUUUGGAAAUGAUCAACUCCUUUUCAUCAUCGUCAGUCGUCUUAGACAUUUACCAAUCUUACUGAUCGUUUUGAAGAACCAGCACCUUACUGACUUUUUUUUUCUGUUCCUUUCUGUUUUUACUUCCACUGAUUUCUGUUCCAGUCAUUAUUAUAGCCUAUCUUCUGCUUUGCUCUGGUUGCAUUUUGCACUUUUUAAUUUUUGAGGGAUGCUGAGAUUAUUGAUUGGACACUUUUUAUUUUCUUAUGAAACAUUAAGUAUUAUAAAGUUCUACCACAGCACUGUUCAAGUUUUUAUUACAGUUUAUUCAGUUCUGAAUACCCCUUGAUUGCUUUAGAAACUUCUUCUGUCACCUGUGGAUUAUUUAGAAGUUUUUUAGUUCAUUUUCUACUGUUUGAACCAUUUUCUGGUAUCAUUUUGUUGUUGAUUUCUUGUUUGUUUCACAUUUGGUUUGACUGUUUAAAUUUGUUGAAGUUUGUUUAAUUGCCCUUGGGUUUGUCUUGUUGAAUGUUCUUUCUGUAAGACUUUUUGAAAAGAAUGUGUGUUCUGCUGUCAUUGGCUGGAGUUUCUAUAAAUGUCUGCACAAUUUUCUUUGUUGGGGAUGUUUUGCAGAUUUUCUAUAUCCUUGCUGACUUUCUGUGUAGUAGUUCUUGUCAAUUGCACAGAGAGGAAUGAUGAAGUCUUGAAGUACAAUUAAGAAAUUGUAGUGUUUGCAGUUUGUAUUUUUUAAGUUUCUUGUAACAGCAGUAGUUGGGAUCAUAUUUUUUAAUCCAUUUUGCCACUUUUAAUUUGUAAAUUUAAAAUAGUUAAUGAUACAUUAGAACAUAAAUGUACCAUUUUUAACUGUUUUUUUGUUGUAUUCCCUUUAUAGUGUUACUCUUGUUUUCUAGCUCUUGUUAUUUAGCUUUCCCGUCCUUCCUAUGGGUUACUUUAAUAUUUUUUGGAAUUCCACUUGAUAUAUCUGUAAUGCUUUUGAGUAUAUAUCUUAAUUUUUUUUUUUUUUACUGUAUAUAGUGUAUUACAUAUACAUAACUUAAUCACAGACUGUUAUCAGUAUUUCAGCACUUUUACGUAUUGAAACCUUGAUUUCAUUAGGGUUCUUUUACAUUCCCUGUUCUUAAUAUAGUUGUUCUAAAUAGUUUCUCAUUGUAUACUGAGCACCAUAUUGGAUAUUGUAAUUUUUGCCUCAACUGUCUUAAGAUUUUUUUUUUUUAAACAAAGUUCAUGAGAAAUGAAGUCUGUGUAUCUCUAAUUUUACCAUUUCAUUGUUCUUUCUACAUUCUUGAAGUCCCAAGUCUUCUAUUAACAUUUCCCUUCUGUUUGGCAAGUUUCCUAUAUCUGUUCUUUCUAAAGUAUGUCUGCUGUUAAUGUUUUUUUCUUCUUCAUUUAAAAAUGUCUUUUCCCCUUCAUUCUUGAAAGAUAUUUUUGUGGGACAUAGGAUGUGGGAUCCACAGUUCUUUUAGGACAAAAGAAAAGAUGUCUGUUUUUCUACGUUCCAUCUUCUGUGCACCAUGGUUUCAUAUGCGAAACCUGCCUGUCACCGUGUUACUUCUCUAUCUUUGUGUGUAGAAUUUCCGGUUUCUCUAAGGCUUGUUACAGCCGCAAAGGAGGACGGCCACUCCCCCUCUAGGGUCACUCGUCCUCCUCGUGACUGAACGCAUUCCCCCCUCCACCCCCCAGCUUGUUCAGGAUCUCUGUCUGUGCGCUGUACGUCCUUCUACUUCGUGGUCUUUACCUUCUCCCUCUUAAUGCCCUUCUAGCCUCAUAAUCUGUGCAGCGAGCGCCGUAUUGGAUGUGGUUGUCAUUUUUGCCUCAGCUGUCAAAUGUGUUCAGUCUCUAUCUUUAAUGUGUUACUUCUCUAUCUUUAAGGCAUCUGUAAUAUGGUGUUUGCUCAGCUUUUUUAAUCAUGUGGUGUAUGCCCUUUGCCAAAUUUGGACAUUCUAAAUUAUUCACUCUUCAAAUACUUUUUCAACCUCACAUUUUUUCCUCUUUUAAGGACUCCAGUAACAUAAGUGAUAAUUUUCAUGUUUUGUUCCCUAGGGCCCUCAGUUCCCAUCUUUUUGUUUCCCCCAGUUUGAAUCUCUCUCUCGCUCAUAUUGAUUAAUUUUGAUUGAUUGCUUUGAGCUCACUGAUGCCCUUCUCUCAUAUAGUCUACUGUUGAGCUCACCCAGUGAGUUUUCAUUUUGUUUUUUGUUUUUUUUUUUUUAUUUUUCAGUUGUUUGAUUUCCAUUUCGUUAUUUUAUAUAUAUCUUCUAUAUUUUUGCCUAGUUUAUAAUGCCAAAGAAGGACUCUGAGAAAACAGACAAACCUGUGUAGUGCAAAGUCAUGAUUCUGUGGUGGUUUAUCUUUGUAUUGGGAUAGAAAUCCUAAAUUAACUAGAGGAAUGAAAGGCCUUAUAUCAUAUCCAUAGGUAUCUCUGAGAACAGAUUUUACAACUAAGGGUGACCUGCAGGUUGUUCAGAGUUGUGUUCCCCAGGGAAGGCGUGUGUGUAGAAUUUCCUGGUUCUCUAAAGCUUGUUACAGCCGCAAAGGAGGACGGUCACUCCCCCUCCAGGGUCACUCAUCCUCCUCGUGACUGAAUGCAUUCCCCCCUCCACCCCCCAGCUUGUUCAGGAUCUCUGUCUGUGUGCUGUACGUCCUUCUACUUCGUGGUCUUUACCUUCUCCCUCUUAAUGCCCUGCUAGCCUCAUAAUCUGUACAGCGAGCGCCGUAUUGGAUGUUGUCAUUUUUGUCUCAACUGUCAGAUGUGUUCAGUCUCUAGUCUCACACCGGGCACUUUCUGCCCCACAUGCCCACUGAGCUCCGCCCUUCUCCCUUCUCUCACAGACACACCCAGUGGGACCGUUCUGUCCACUGUCUGUCCUCACCUCCUUGUGGCAUGCUCCAUGGCAACUAAAGAGUGACCUCCACCACGUCACCUGGCUUGCGCAGUCCUCACAGAGUUCCCAUUUGUACCCCUCAUUAUUGGACCUUUGUGCUGCCCACCCUCUUUCUCAAGAGUCCUUGGCUGGCUUCUGAGCCUUUCUGCCCUUCUCCUUCAUAGGGUCUGUGUUUUUCCAUCUAUUAAAUAGUUCCACUUCCCAGGAUCCACGUGUGGCCUUUGUUUUCUCACUUGUGAUGUGUUCCAUAAGUGAGUUAAUUCCCUCUCAAGACAUUUUAUCCACAAUGAUCUACAGAGUUCCCCCAGUCUGUGUCUUCAGGUUGAAUGUUCUCACUGACCAUCCUUCUACACCCACUGUUCAUAUAUACUGUGUGCAUGUGUCAUGUGACCAUGGCCUGGAGAUAAACCUAUCGUUAGAACAGCGAGCAAACAUUGUUUUGUAUGUAUCAACUCUUUUAACCUUUGCAGUGACUAUAUAGUGGGUAGUGUUAUACCCAUUUUACAGAUGGGAAAGUAAAGACAUAGACAAGUUGAGGAAUUUGUCCAGGGUUUGGUGAUUAGAAAGUGUAGGAAUUGGGAUUGGAGUUAGCUGACUGCAGAAUCCAUGCCCUUGACAUUUAACCUGUGUUGUCUUUCAUAGGAUGGGUGAACGCACCACUUCAGAGUAGACCAAACCUUGAUCAUUUGUCUGCAAAUUACUUUUCUUAUUUGACAUUAAUGUUGACCAUCCCUUUAGGAUGAGUGAGAUACACCAAACUCCCUCUUUAAUGGCUGCAUAGUCCGUUUUAACUGCAGAAGAUAUAGUUGAUCUGUGGUGGCAGGAAGAUAGAAAAGGGCUGAGGUUGUCAGUGCCCGGAUUCCCUGUGAAUCCCACUGCCAUCUGCCUUGUUGCCCAGGCCAGAUGGACACCUUGCAGCCAUUUUUUCAUCAUCCCCGCAUCCAACAUCCAACCACAACCACAGUCCAACCACCCCCAUUCUGUUUUGGUUUUUCCCCCAGUAGACGCCCAGUAGAUGUGUGUUUUAGUGAAUGGCUGCACGCAGCAGGGAUGUUUGUCAUGAUGCUGGGCUCCCUCACAGUGUUUACACAAAGCUGUGUGUAUGAUUGCCGCCACAGAGAACAUAUACUGACCUUGAAGGAAAGCUCCACAAGCUUUUAUGGCCAGAUGGAAAUCGGGAUGAAUGAUUGUAUCAUGUGAUCAAGACCACACUUAGUUCAGCAAUUUGCUAGGAAGACCCAGAACUCAUGUGUUGUUAACACUCAACAGCCAUGCUUAUUCCACCAAAACGAUCAAAGCAAACUCAGCCAAGAGAAAAAGCACAGGGACCAGGGGCAAUCUGCAACUGUCCUGGCUCAGGGGAGUCAGAGGGGAUGUGCUCAAUUUAAGCUCUGUCAAGGAGGGACAGCCAUCGAGUGAAACUUCUACUGAGGAAGCUAGCUAGAGACUCAGGGUUUCUUGGGAACUCUAACAUAUAUACCAAAUUCUAGACCUGCAGAAGGACAACAGAUCUUUGGCAUAAACCACACCGGUACACAGAAAGCUUGAGCACACGGAGCCACUCAUUUGUGGGAAUAGUGGGAAAUCCUCCAAAAUCUGUCUCAAACCACAGCACGGAGUAAACCUGCUAGCUCAAGAGAAUAGCGGUCUUGGGCCUGAUCUGUUAUGUCUUUAUAGCAACUUAAAUGGAACUAAGAUGCCGAUUAAUAAAUUCAGACUUCUGUAAUGUUAA
Molecule: messenger RNA, 9266 nt
Organism: Dama dama (fallow deer)
Lineage: Eukaryota; Metazoa; Chordata; Mammalia; Artiodactyla; Cervidae
Product: zinc finger protein 264-like
Exons: 5
Coding region: 657-2681 (674 amino acids)
Biological process (GO): regulation of DNA-templated transcription
Source: RefSeq, a predicted model, not a curated record